GCACAGAGGGCGCACCGGUGUCAGUUUGCUCCAGCCCUCCUCUGCAGCGAUCGCUUGUUGCUGUUGUCUCGGAGCAGGGAUUUUUCUUAUUAUUAUCUUUAGGGGGAGUGGAAAUUCCGCCGUUUCUGCCUCCUCACAACCAGACUGCGUGUUCCUGACAGUUCAGCUGCGAGCAGACACGCAGAGAGAGAAGCUGGACUCGAACCGCACGGAGUCCACAGCAGGAGAGCUCCGGGGUAUUUUUCGGCUGAACCCUGAUUUUUGUGGCGUUAUUUAUUUAUUUUUAUUCCUCCUUUUGGAAGUAUGUGAAUCAUUUCUGCCGGGUGUCAGAUCGGGAGCGCAGCGGUGCCACUUUUUGCCACUGGAUUUUGGUUUUUGCUUCUUGUUUCUUUUUUUUUUUUUUUUUGGCGUUUGGAUUAUUUUCUUCCAGGAGAUGCCAAGUUGUUGCCUGUGAAACGCAGGAUGCUGGGGACUCUACAACCACCAGAUCCCUUACUCUGAGAGAAUAUCCGUUAUUUCUGAUUCUCUCCUCUUCUUCUUUGGUCUUGUUUUUGGUUGGUUUAUCUUAUUAUCGAUGUGGUGCCAUAAUCUAAGGAUGCGCUGUGGAUUUCUAUUGUUCCUUUUCACCCAAAUCAUCUCGGUGUCUCCGUUCACUUACAUUGAUAGAUGCGGCGGAGAGAUCAUGAUCCACUCGGCGAACUACCUGACCUCCCCGGGUUACCCCGGCGCCUACCCGCCCUCCCAGCUCUGCGUGUGGGUCAUAACCGCACCGGAGCCCGGGCAGAAAAUCCUCAUCAACUUCAACCCACAUUUUGACCUGGAGGACCGAGACUGCAAGUAUGACUAUCUGGAAGUCUACAACGGCGGCGUAGACGAGGCUUCGUCCAUGGUGGGGAAGUUUUGCGGGAAAAUCGCGCCGUCGCCGAUCAUCUCCAGCGGCGACCGGCUCCUCAUCAAGUUCGUCUCUGACUAUGAAACCCACGGAGCGGGAUUCUCAGUUCGAUACGAGGUCUUCAAGACAGGUCCAGAAUGCUCCCGGAACUUCACGGCUCCCAGCGGCGUCAUCGAGACGCCGGGUUUUCCCGAGAAAUACCCCAACAACCUGGAGUGCACCUUCAUGAUAUUCGCCCCCAAGAUGGCGGAGAUCACGGUGGAGUUCUACAGCUUCAACAUGGAGCCCGACACCACGCCUCCGGCCGGCGCCGUCUGCCGCUACGACUGGCUGGAGGUUUGGGACGGCUUCCCCGCCGUGGGUCCUCACAUCGGCAGGUACUGCGGCCACAAGUCGCCGGGUCGGAUCAUCUCCCACACGGGCAUCCUGUCCAUGACCAUCACCACCGACAGCGCCAUCGCCAAAGAGGGCUUCACGGCCAACUACACCAUCCGAGAGAGGGAGCCGCCCGCUGGGCUCCAGGACGACGAUUUUGCCUGUAUGGAGCCACUGGGCAUGGAGUCUGGGGAAAUCCCCUCAGACCUGAUCAGGGCGUCCUCCCAGUAUAACUCCAACUGGUCCCCAGAACGCUCCCGGCUCAACUACCAGGAGAACGGCUGGACUCCGUCAGACGACACCAUCAGGGAAUGGAUUCAGGUCGACCUGGGCUUCCUCAGGUACGUCUCCAGCAUCGGGACCCAGGGAGCCAUUUCAAUAGAGACCAAGAAGCAUUACUACGUCCGCUCCUACAAAGUGGACCUGAGCACCAACGGAGAGGACUGGAUCACAGUGAAGGAGGGCUCGAAACAAAAGAUCUUUCUGGGGAACCACAAUCCAACAGAUGAAGUCCGUGCCUUCCUCCCCAAACCGACUCUGACCCGAUUCGUUCGUAUCCGCCCGCUUACCUGGGAGCAAGGCAUCAGCAUGCGCUUUGAGGUCUACGGCUGCAGAAUAUCAGACUACCCGUGCUCGUCGAUGUUAGGCAUGGUGUCAGGGCUGAUCUCUGACCCUCAAAUCAACGCUUCGUCCUUCGCCGACCGGGGCUGGGUGGCCGAGAACGUCCGGUUAUUGACGGGCAGGUCGGGAUGGACCGGGCAGCAGUCCAAGCAGCCCUUCAAGAACGAGUGGCUGCAGGUGGAUCUGGGCCAGGACAAGAUACUGAGCGGUGUGGUGAUCCAGGGAGGAAAACACCACGACCGCAACGUUUACAUGAAGAGGUUCAAGGUCGGCCACAGCCUGGACGGUGAAAACUGGACGGUCGUUAAGGAGGAGAACACCACCAGGCCGAAGAUCUUCAUUGGGAACCAGAACCAUGAAACCCCAGAGAUGAGGUCACUCAGCCCGCUUCUGACCCGGUUCAUCCGAAUUUACCCAGAGAGAGCGACAGCAGAGGGCAUCGGCCUCCGACUGGAGCUGCUGGGCUGCGAACAGGAAGAGAAAACCACGACAGGGCCUCCCAGCAGCACCGCGCCGUCCACCACGCUGCCCAUGACCACGUUUGGUGGCACCACCGCAGCGCCGACCACGCUUCCCACCAGCAUGUCGUGUCCGGAGUGCCUGGAACGGGAGCAGGACUCCGACGAGGAAACGGAGACCACUCUGGUCUACGAUGAACGUUUUGGAGUCGUCAUGACCCCCAACCCCAAGGUUGACAUUCCAGCUUACGUUUGGUUUGCCUGUAACUUCGACUUCUCGUCGUUGUGCGGUUGGACCAAGGACAGCGGCUCAGGAGCCGAGUGGUUCAUCCAGAGCAGCGAGGCUCCGGCUGUCCACAGAGGCCCGACGCUCGACCACACAGGCGCUUCAGGGAACUUUAUCUACAUGCAGCUGACAGACACAAUCACACCCAGUAAGCCUGGAGAGGAGCAGAGCGGGGAGGAGAAGGUGGCCCGGCUGGUCAGUUUAUCCAUCACCACGCCGGACGCAAGCCUCUGCAUGUCCUUCUGGUACCAGAUGGCUGGCGAGCGUGGAGGGUCGCUGCACAUCAGCUAUCGCCACGACGACGAUGACGAAGUCCAGGUCCUGUGGACAAAUAGCGGUCAUCAGGGCAGCAGAUGGAGGGAAGGCCGUGUCGUACUUCCUCAAACAAGACUCUCCUAUCAAGUGUUGGUGGAGGGAAUCGGAAACAGACGCACCACAGGCCACAUAGCGGUGGACGACAUCCAAAUCAUGGACGGGCUCAACAUUCAGGACUGCAAGGAUCCAGAAGCUCCAACAUCUCCGCCCACAAAGAUCUUAAUGCUACCCAUGGACUCCCUCUCUCAGGAAACGGGUGAACUCGGCAGGCCGGGCAACAUGCUGAAGACGAUAGACCCCAUCCUCAUCACCAUCAUCGCCAUGUCGGCUCUGGGCGUCUUCCUGGGCGCCAUCUGCGGCGUCGUGCUGUACUGCGCUUGCUCGCAGGGCAGCAUGACCGACAGGAACUUAUCCGCCCUGGAGAACUAUAACUUUGAGCUGGUGGACGGCGUCAAGCUAAAGAAGGACAAGAUAAACGGACAGACAAGCAACUACUCAGAGGCGUGAGCCCGAAGGCGCAGGGGCCGGAGCUUUGGCAGCUCCGCUAGCGGACAUGUUACAAGCAGCCAAUCACGGGGCUGACACCACUAAUGGGACAGCAGGGUGGGCUAACAGUGAGCCGAUUUCAUUUUUAUUUCUCAGGAGCGUUGGUGGAAGGGACUCACCUGUAGGGGGCACUGUGUAUAAAGAACAUGUACAGCAAAAAAGAAGAAAACUAAGGAUUCUCUUUGUUUUUUGGCGUGCUUUGUUGAUUUCACGUAAUCACAUGCUGGUGUUGAGACCAAUUCAGACGAAAGUAUCAUUAGUGAACUUUUGCAGAAAGAUUUAAUGUUUCUGUUUGUUGUUUUUCUCGUCUUUUCGUUCAAAUGUUUUGAAGAAUGAGCAAAGCUAGCUUAACGCGAGUGGAAGUGUGUGUGGACGUCUCACUCAUAUACAUCUGCAUCUGAGGUGUGUCUGACUAUACAAACCGUGUGUGUGUGUGUGUGUGUGAUCUUGACGCAGGACCACUGACCUGCUCCGACAGUGCCUUUUUUUUCCUGUUUUUCUGUUGCCUUGUUUUCUGCUGGUUGUUUUCCCAUCGGCUGGCAUUCUUUCCAGGGUUCCUAUACAAACUACAGGGAAAGGUUUCCAGACUGUGUCUGUAAAGCAGCAUCUUUUUAUUGCUGUAAUUUUACCAUAAAACAGCAUCUGGUUACCCUGGCAUUCACUCAGCUGUUGAGUUCCAGGUUUAUAUUCGCAGAACUGAAGAAAACUAUGAAAAUUCCCAAUAUGGUAAAUGUGUAGGAGCCCUGAAUGCCUCAUAUUCAUGGCACAUGACACAUCCAACGUAUUGUACAUAGGUUUUAAUAUAUAUUUGAGCGCCCUUUUCUAUAGAGGAAGACGCCAGUGCUGCAGUAUCCUUUCUGUUUCAAAUCACACCAGUCGCUGAAGGAUGUUUACCAUCCCUGGUGAUUCAGAGGAGAAAACGCACCAAUGAAAGGGAAUUUAUGUCUUAACAGGGUAAAAACACACAACCUCAGCAGCUACAGUGACAGAAAGUCAAAGGGGUUUCAUUGAUUACACUUGGAUCUGGCUGGACACGUUGUUAAACUGCCUCCAAGUAUUCAUCUUGUGAGAAUGUAAUGUUGAGGUACCAGAAUACAAACUACAUGGACUUGUAUGUAACAACAUGGCCGCCGCAAUGCAAGCUAGCUGCAGAACCUCUGGUUAUAGGCUUGAAGACCUAAUAGGAGGCAAUGAAACAACACAUUAGAGUUAACAUUCUUUUCAGAAAGGUAAAUAACUUUGAUUUAUAGUUUUAAUUUGCAGUACAGAUGCUGAAUUUUAACUAGUUUCCAUUGUUUUCUGGGAAAUUGUUGUUGUUUUAGACUUUCCUGCUGCCCAUUUUUACCUUCACAAAGUUGAUUGGGUUGUCCAGUCCAUUUGUGUUUCAUGGAUCAAAAGAGCGCUUAAAUAUGUCCCUUUGAUGAAUCUUGUUGGAAUACAGAAUGCCAGGUUUGCUUUUUAUGGGCGGCCCAGUCCUUUAAAUCCAAAACAAGAGCUUUUGUCUGCAUUGUUGGCAUUACAACUGCCUCUGGCCACAGAUCCUGUUGUCUGUGCAGUUUUCUGUUUUAUGGUUCGCCGUAUUCAAGAGAGCGUUUCCACCACCAGUUGGACUCUCACUGGAUUAAAGCCAAAUGUCUGACAUGGUGACAUGGUGAUGUCUCGUGCUUGAAUUUUAACCAGUUCCCAUUGAUUUCUUGGAAAUAGUUUUUUUUGUUCCAACAGUAGAGCGACUUCAAAUUGAUUGUCAAACAUUGUCUCUGGGUUAGCGUUUCCUCCUGGCCAUCUUUUCUCCUUUCCAAAGUAGAUUGGGUUGUUGAGUACAUUUGAUCCCUGACCCUCACCGUACCGUUCCAUUGUCCUAUGGACCUACAACUGAAGGGAACCCAGGAAUGGGUACAGGUCGGCUGUAUGGGCCACUUUUACAAUGGAAGCAGACAUAAAAUAUCAAACCAAACCACACCGACUCGCCCCAUAUCUCUCAGUAGAAACGAGGAAAAGGUCUAUUAAGAAGAGUAGGUUACCUGGUUUGGGAACAUCUGGGACUCAAGAGACCGUUUCCACUGCCAGUUGGACUCUUACUGGACAGGCGGGGUUAACAUCUAACGUAUCGUCCUACUAGUAGGACAACAAACGUCUCGUGCCUGUCAGAAGCAGUGAUGCUUUUCUGUCCCCCAAUCAGUGAACUGUGUUGCCUGAUGCCGGUAUCGCCAACCUAACUGUAACGUACCAUUGUCCUACGGACCUACAACUGCAGGCGGCCCAGGAAUAGUCCAGUAUGAGUCGGUUCUAUUUUUACAAUGUAAACAGACAAAAUGGUGUACCAAUCUACACCGAUGUGUGCCAUUCUGCUCAGUGGAAACAAGGCAGAGGCGCAUUAUGGAGAGAAGGUUAUCUGCUGUGGGGACCUCUGGGUCUCAUCUUUGCGUUUUUGCAGAUGAUAUGAUGCUAUUAGCAUCAUUAAGCCAUUAGUCUUUACAUUAAGAAGAGUCUACUAUUCAGAGCCUGAGGCUUUGCUUCUCAUUGUUUUUCUGCAUUGGGCACCAUUUGCUGCCUUAAGCAGAGCAGUUCAAGUAUCUUGAUGGUUACAUUGUCUAAGGAGGCUAAUGCCUACAAAUAAGCAGCUGGAUAGAAACUUCUAUAAUGCAAAUAAAGUGUUUCCAUUGCAGUUUUGUGAAAUACACCAAUUCAGAUACUGCUGAAAACCCAAUUUCUUUUUUCAAAAUUAGCGUGUUCCCAUUAAGCAAAUUUAUUUUAGUAAUUCCAUGAUCAAUGGAAACUCAGCUACUAGAGGCACCAAAAAUCCCUUCAAGCCUGGAUUCAUUGGGAUUCAGAAUCACCUGAAGGACGAAUUUCUGUGUUUUUGUUUCUUCAGUGACAUAAUUUCAGAUGAUUUUGGAAAAGUUCUUCUUCAUUACAGGGAUAAUUUUUCUUAAUUUUUGAUAUGACAGAUGAUCAUUUUUGAAGAUUUAGGGAAGAUAUACUCCUUGUGAGAAAAGUUGAUCAUUUCCUUCUCCAAAGAACAGAUAUGAACAUUUCCAUUUAGUUGCAAAAGAAAAUCCUGAAUGUGUUUUAGUUUUAUCUCAGCUGAGCAAAUAAUUUCAUUUUGUUUAAGCCUUUUUUUUUUUUACUUUAGUGCAUUCAUAUCUUUCUAAACCAACAUAGGGAAUGUUGCUUUACAAUUGAAAGAAAACUCUGGGAGAAAAACUGUUUCAACAGCUUGUUUGUGUUCAUGAGCAGAUAUAAAUGAUAAAUACACAUCAUCAUUUGAAACGUUUGGGAGAAACAGAUGCGUAAAGUCUUUUCUCCUUUUCUAUAGGAAUGUCUGAUCUUUCAGCCGGACUCUUCUAAAGAAAAAGGAUGCUGCAGCACUCGUCCAGAAAACAAAUGUUGCACUGAUAUAUUUAAAAAAGAAAAAAUCUAUGUGUUUAUGAUGUUGAUUUAUGAAAAGAGAGGAGGAAAGACGGAGAGGACAGUGUUAUUGUUGCUUCUUUUUAACAUGGUUUUAGACAGCCAUGGUAUAAUUCUGAAUUGUACAAUUUACAGAGAUGUUUUUCAUUCUCGAAAAAGCUUAUAUACGAGUAACAAUUUUAUUUACUUGGUAUAAUAUCACCUUGUGUUUUUUGUACCGUCACUGAUGUACGUGCCAUUGUUUUCUUCUGUUUUUCUUUGGAUGACAAGAGAAAGCGUUUUAUUUUCUGUACCGUUUCUGUAGUUUUCUUGUCUAAAAAAAACAAAGAAAAACAAGGAAGUAAAAAGAAUCAGAAAGCUGUGAGGCCUUAUGUGACUUAAAGUAUUGUUUGUACUUUGACUUUCUGCUCCGCACCCGACUCAUCCAUCUCUGUUGUUUCGGACUCUCAUCACUGACUAUUACAUUCCAAAGAAUUGGGUCAAAUAAAUGUUUUAAAUAAAA
Messenger RNA from Xiphophorus couchianus (Monterrey platyfish), 7403 nucleotides. Its product is annotated as neuropilin-1a-like. NCBI's taxonomy places the organism in Eukaryota, Metazoa, Chordata, Actinopteri, Cyprinodontiformes, Poeciliidae. Gene Ontology annotation, cellular component: axon; focal adhesion; plasma membrane. The coding region runs from base 575 to 3454 and encodes 959 amino acids. The record is from RefSeq and is a predicted model, not a curated record. Gene Ontology annotation, biological process: positive regulation of endothelial cell migration; vascular endothelial growth factor receptor signaling pathway; regulation of vascular endothelial growth factor receptor signaling pathway. The transcript is spliced from 18 exons. Gene Ontology annotation, molecular function: semaphorin receptor activity; vascular endothelial growth factor receptor activity; vascular endothelial growth factor binding.